Mycotypha africana is the source of this 357-nucleotide messenger RNA. RefSeq lists its product as uncharacterized. The transcript is spliced from 2 exons. The coding region runs from base 1 to 357 and encodes 118 amino acids. The record is from RefSeq and is a predicted model, not a curated record. Lineage: Eukaryota; Fungi; Mucoromycota; Mucoromycetes; Mucorales; Mycotyphaceae.
AUGUAUUUAGCUAGACUUGGACAGAUUCGAGGACAAUGCAGAGGUAUGUCAUCGAUUAGUUUAUCUGUUCUAUUACAGCUAGAUGGAGUUCGCUCAGCAAUUACAAUUACUUGUAGCUUAAUAAUAUCCUCACUUACCUGUUUUUUCUUUUCGAGAGUUAUUGUAUGGUGGAUCACAAUCUGGUCCUCAGAAAAAGGAGAAGACGCGGAGGAUGGAUGUAGUGGGAACAAUGAAGAAACAGAAGAUAAUGAUGACGAAGAAGAGGUUGACAAGUCCGUAGAUGUGAAAUCAAAAGCUUUGUUUCUGUUCGUUCAUUUGAAUGAAUCAUUCCUUGUAGAGUUUGUUUCCGGCAAAUGA